Molecule: messenger RNA, 2259 nt
Organism: Malassezia restricta
Lineage: Eukaryota; Fungi; Basidiomycota; Malasseziomycetes; Malasseziales; Malasseziaceae
Product: vacuolar import and degradation protein
Exons: 3
Coding region: 1-2259 (752 amino acids)
Cellular component (GO): nucleus; cytoplasm
Molecular function (GO): protein binding
Source: RefSeq, a predicted model, not a curated record
AUGUUCAUGCUCAAGAGCCUCUUUGGCAAGAUGUGGAGCGACAAGGAUAACAUCGAGCUCGUGCAGCUCCCAAGCGGCUCGCUGUUCGUGAUGCGUGAGGAUAGGCGCGAGUGUGUCUAUGAGCGGGCUGUGGCGACGAUCCGGCGCUCGUCCGUGCCGUUCCAGUACGUGCUGGCCAUCACACCCCAUAUGGAAGACAAGGAAGAGGAAGAUGCCGCGAUAGAGGAAACCACGUUUCUCAUCGAUGAAGCCCUCGCGUUCCGGACCAGUGUACGGGACCAAACGCCGUCUUUUGUGUGGCGCGAUGUCCAGGGCGAGUCGUUCGAGUUUGUUGUUGAUACCGCGAUGUGCAAUUCUGUGAUGCGGUCUGUAUUCGAGGUGACGUACUUGCAGUGUGCUUGGGAGCGCAAGACAGGUCAGAGUCACGAGCUGGCCACGGACGAGGACCUGGAGCGUCUCAAGCCGGGGGAGACGAGCAUGCCGACCGCCAACGCCGGCGCUCCUACGCGUGCACCGCCCGCUGAGUCACUGCAGAGUGUCACCGGGACACAGGAACCGACAGUUGUGCUAACGGCCACGGCCGACUUGUACCUGUACGACCAAGCGAGCGGACUCUUUAUGCGACAGGAGAAGCAUGUGACGGCCAAGGUGGCAGAGGUCGGUCGCUUUUUGUAUUGGAUGGUCGUGGAUGGAGCCGAGUCGCCUUGGCUGAGUCAGGGCGUGGACUCGCGCAUGAACAUGAAUUUUUCGCUCGAGAACCUGAGUGCCGUGUGGAACUAUUAUGACGAGCAGCGGCAUGUAUACUCGUGGCUCCUGCGCUUUGGCGAGAAGGCUGCGUACCAUGCAUUCCAGGAAACGUUCUCGCACUUGCUGUGGGAGACGCUGCACGAAGAAAAGUGGGGCAAGGCGUCGGGUGCCGAGCAGCAGUACCUGGAGCAGGCAUAUGAGCAGGACGUGGCCAUGACAGAUGACGAGGGUGAGUCGCAUCAGCGCACGCUUCUGAGUCCGCGGCACACGGCCGCUCUCAGUGAGGACGAAAGUGAUGUGGACGCGAUUGAAGCGCAGCUUGAUCCGAUGGACGAAGAAGAGGAGGAGAGCGUCGAGGCCGCCACUCAGGUCGACGACGUGGCGCCGGUGAUGCCCGAUAUGGGCCGCCAGGAGCGCAACUCGGCCUUGGCAGUGGGCUACAAGUCUGACCGCGCCUUUGUGGUGCGUGGUGACAAAAUUGGCGUGUUUAAGCACACGGACGACGAUACGCUCGAGUUUAGUACGGCCAUCAACCGUAUUAGCACGCCGCAAGGCCGCUCCUUUGUGCCGCAGCGUGUCAUGUUGCAUGAUCAGGAUACGGAUAUGGUGCUAAUGGAUCCCAGCAACAAGCACACGCUAUACCGCAUGGACUUGGAGUACGGCAAGGUUGUGGACGAAUGGCACGUCCACGACGAUGUGCCCGUCAACAACAUUCUGCCGACGAGCAAAUAUGCGCCUAUGACCGCUGAGAAAACGUUCCUUGGCACGUCGCGCAAUGGCAUCUUUCGCAUUGAUCCACGUCUGCGCGACCAGACGCUGGUCGACUCGCAGUUUAAGCUGUAUGCGACCAAGCACGACUUUAGCGCGGCGGCCACCGACGCAUCAGGCCGCUUAGCCGUGGCGUCCAACAAGGGCGAUUUGCGCCUAUUUGACAACCAGAUCGGCAAGAACGCCAAGACCGCGCUGCCGUCGUUAGGUGAUCCGAUCAUUGGUGUCGACGUCUCUGCUGAUGGUCGCUGGGUCAUUGCGACGUGCCGCACGUACCUUUUGCUCAUCGACACGCUGAUCGGCGAGGGACGUUAUCAGGGCCAUCUCGGCUUUGACCGCGCUUUCCCCGCCGACUCGCGGCCGUUGCCCCGCCGUCUGCAGCUGCGUCCACACCACGUCGCGUACAUGGACUCCGAAGUGCGAUUCACACCCGCUCACUUUAAUACCGGCUCGGAUGCCGAGACGUCGAUCGUCACAUCCACAGGCAACUAUGUCGUGUCGUGGUCAUUUGAGGCCGUCAAACACGGCAAUCCGUACGCCUACGUCCUCAAACGGUACGGCGGCACCGUCGUGCGCGAUGAUUACACGUACGGCUCAGACCAGUCGAUCGUCGUCGCAUUCGAAGACGACGUGCAGCUUGCCAAGCGAGCGCAGCUUCGCAAGCCUACACGGGCAUCGCUGGCGCCGGCAGCGACACAGCCACGGACAAGUGCGGGACGCCUCCGUCGGCAAACACAGGCCUAG